Molecule: messenger RNA, 1845 nt
Organism: Condylura cristata (star-nosed mole)
Lineage: Eukaryota; Metazoa; Chordata; Mammalia; Eulipotyphla; Talpidae
Product: alpha-fetoprotein-like
Exons: 14
Biological process (GO): transport
Cellular component (GO): cytoplasm; blood microparticle
Molecular function (GO): zinc ion binding; fatty acid binding
Source: RefSeq, a predicted model, not a curated record
AUGAAGACUCGUAGAUGCCUACUUAUUCUCAUUUUCUUGAGCUAUACUGAAUGUCAAACUCUUCACAAAAGCUUGCUAGAUGCAACCUAUACAUUGCAUGUGCCAGGCCAAAAUUAUGUAGAGGAGAAUUUAAGAGACAUCACUAGCAUUAUGGUUGCUCAGUUUCUUCAGGAAUUGACUUAUGAUGAAGUACAAACCAUAGUUAAAGAACUGGUAAAUCUUGCAGAGAAGUGCAAAAACAUCAAGUCUCACGAGUCAUCUACAGGAUGUCUUCUCCAAUUGAUGACUUCCUUCCUAGAUCAUAUUUGUAAUAAUCAAGGAAUGGCUGACAAACAGAUUUUUUCUGACUGUUGCAAUAUAAGCAGCACAGCAAGACAUAAGUGCUUCCUGUUACACAAAAAAGAUGAUACGGAAUAUAGUGAUACAGUCCAAAUUCCAAGUCCUGAGAACAUCUGUGCAAUGGACAGAGAAAGCCAAAUGUCAAUAAAGAAGAGGUAUAUUUAUGAAACUUCCAGAAAGCAUCCCUUUUUAUAUGGGCCCACUAUUCUGACCAUGUCUGAUUGCUAUGAAACAGCUAUUCAGUCAUGCUGCCAAGAAGAAAAUAAGACAGAAUGUUUCCAGACAAAGCUAAAACCCCUGGGAAACUACAUUAAGGAAAUAUCUUUAAGACAUCACCAUUUAUGUGAAAUCGGUGUUAAAUUCAACCACAAAUUAGCUAAAGCAGUGGAGUUGAUUCUACUGACCAAAAAACAACCAAAAGCUGCCUUUUCUGAAAUUGCCAAGCUCACCAUAGAUGUUAAAAAUCUACAUCAGGCUUGCUGUGAAGGAAACACAGUAGUAUGUGUGCUUGGCAGGAGCCAACUUAUGAACUAUACCUGUUCUAAACAGGCUAGUCUAUCUAGCAAGAUCGCUCUAUGCUGUGAACUACCAGUGCCGUUCCAAGGGGAAUGCAUUAUUAAUUCAAAAAAUGAUGACAAGUUUGAACUUUCAUCUCUGCCACUCAGCAGAUUUACAGAAGACCAAUUUGUAUGCGAACAAUUCACCGAGAGGCCACACCACUUCCUCCAAGAGUUUCUUUAUGAAUAUUCAUGAAGGCAUCCUGAGUUGGCAGUUCCAGUGAUUUUAAGAGUGGAUACAAUAUAUCAAAAUUUAUUAGGAAAAUGCUGUAAAUUAGAAAAUCCUCUGGGAGGCUACAGCCAUGGGAAAGAGUUGUUCCAAAGAGUGGUUCAUGAAAGCCAUGAGCGUAUAAAAAGUCACUGCGAUUUACAUAAGAAAUUAGGGGAUAGUAACUUCCAUGACAGUCUCAUCAUCCUUUACACUAAGAAGAUCCCACAGCUUCCGGCUGAAGAGUUGGUUAUACUCACGAAGAAUAUGGCAGCUGCAGCUACCAAGUGUUGCCCACUGAGUGACGAACAGCAGUUUGUCUGCAUGGAGGAUGCAACAAAGCUGAUUCUUGGAGCUUUAUGCAGAAGACAUGAGGCCCAGCCCAUCAACAUGCGUGUGGGACGCUGCUGUGAUGACUCGUACGCUUUCAGGACACUGUGCUUUGAUGAGCUACAAGUUGAUGGAACUUCUGUUUCUCCAUCUUUAUUCUGUGACCAAGUAAUAAGUCUUACAGAGGACUUAUGCAACAUGCAGCAGAAGGAAUUCCAAACGGAAAAGCAAAAACUCCUCAGCAACCUUGUGAAACAGAGGCCACAGGCAACAGAGAUGCAAUUCCAGCCAAUUGUUGAGGAUUUUACUCACCUGGUGGAGCGGUGUUGCGAAGCCAAGAGAAGCGGAAUGUGUUUCCAAGAAGAGGGGUCCAAACUGAUUGAAAAGUGCCAUUCUCUUUUGGGAGGUUAA